AUGAACUCAGCAAACUGCGGACUAUAUGAGUACGCAUUGGAUAAGUAUGAUACUUUUAGUCCAGCGGAAUUACAAGAAUUUGAAAGAAUUGAGUUAUAUGCUCAGUAUGAUCAAGCGCUAUUGGCAAUCCUUAUUGGAUCCGUGACUGACGGUCUUGCCCUCGACCCCGCAGAAUAUCAGUAUAGCAUUAGUAAAGAGCUUCUCCACUAUCUACAAGAGAUGCUUGGUAACACUACGCUUGAUGUGUGUAAGAUUCCGUCCUUAAGAUGUUUCACUUCUUCAGUAUUCAUAUUGUUGCAGCUGACAAUCCACUCUUCUACUAUAUCAGUUUAG
Molecule: messenger RNA, 333 nt
Organism: Ogataea philodendri
Lineage: Eukaryota; Fungi; Ascomycota; Pichiomycetes; Pichiales; Pichiaceae
Exons: 1
Coding region: 1-333 (110 amino acids)
Source: RefSeq, a predicted model, not a curated record